AUGAAUAACCUGUGCAAUUCAAGAGAAUCAUUUAAGAUUAUGGAAUGGGAAACUUCUUAUUCCACAUUUAAAAUAACAUCAGCUUUUAGAACAUCUACAACGUUUACUGGCAACAAUUGUACGAGCCAUCAAAUAAAUAUUUAUUUUGUUUGUGGAACUAAUCAAAUCCGUCGAUAUACAUUAAUUCAGUCAAAUGUAUUACACUUUGAAGAAUUAGGUAUGAUUUGCAGUUUUUGGAGAGAAGAAGAAUCGACCUCAAAAUAUCGGCCAAAUACUUGGGUUCAAUUAAAUAAUCUGCCAUAUGAUAAACAAACUAUACAUCCAGGUUUGAUUGCAGCUUCUCGUCUGGCAUUAUUUUCUAACUACUUAUCCUCAACUGAUGGUUACAGUUUAGUCGCAGCCAACGUUCAACAUGAAGCUGCACCCGAUCUAAUAGGACCACAGAUUUACGCGUUUGGUCCUAAAGGUCAGUUGAGUGAUGCAUUCAAAAAGUCUGAGAAAUUACAACAAUAUGAUUGCAAUUAUCAUUACAACAUUACAUCGAAAAGAAAAUUAACCAAACAAAAUAGUCAGUUUUUUGAUGGCUGGCGAUCAAACUCUUAUUCCAAAUUAUGGUUUGGUGAAAAUGUACAGUUUCUCUCAAUUAACAAUGUAAAUUCCAAAUAUUUCUACAUUAUAUUUACUGAACAAGAUAUAAGUGCACCGUAUACUGCCUACGAAGGAUCAUUACCUAGUGAUAAACCGCUUGUUAUGAGAUCUGAAGGUCCUGAGUUUAGCCCUCAGCUAGAUCAUAAAUGUAUACUUUCCACACCAGAACUUUCAAAUCAACAUAAAAAUAGUGAUAAUCUUUCUAAUAUCGGGAGCACAAUAACACGAAUUGGUCGAGUAUGUCAACAUGAUCCAGGUUCAAAAUUAUCAGCAUCAAUUUUACCAAAUGGUGGUGGAGUAUUCACAACUUUUCGAAAAACUCAACUUGUUUGUCGUGCAUAUUCAUCUGAGUCUGUUCAUCAACGAGAAACAAAUCAUCAUCAGAGCUAUGAUAAAUUCAAUGGACAAGAAAAUACUAAAGAUGGAUAUUUCAAUGAACAGAAAAUAACAAAUGAAAAAAAUUAUUUAGAAUUCAAUCGAGCGAUUGCUGUUAGUGAGAUUGUUCCAACAGGUGAUAUGACUGAUCAUGUUUUCUACGCUCUUAUGACUACAACUGAUUCGAUCUCUGGUCUAUACGCAUUAUGUGCAUUCAACUUGAAUAGUGUAGAUCAAAAUUUAAACACUGAUCAUUUGAUCAAAUUUAAACAAUCAAAUAAUGCAUACAAUGGUUUAUCUCGUAUGGUAUGGAGAGAUAAUAAUAACAAUACUGAAACAAAUUCAUCAUCAACCCAUUAUAGUUAUUAUAAAUAUACAUCCAAAUGGACUGUAGAUGUUGUUUCACCGUCAAAAAUGACAAAAGAAAUAAUGAGAACUUCUAAAGAAUGUCCAUCACAGUCACUGCCUGAUUAUUAUUCACAAUUUGCUACAUUACAUCCAUUAGUUGGUACAAGUGUAUGGGCUUUAAAUAUGAUAAAUGCCGUAGAAAAUCAAACAACCACAACAACAAAUGAAAGCAUUACUCUAUUGAAACAACCUGGUAAAGCAUUGAAAAUAUUUACAAUGAAUGAUUUAAGUAAUGAAACAAUAAUAUCUAAAGAAAUACCAAUUGAUUUCAAAGUACAUUGGGCUAAUUCAAUUCAAGAUAAUAGUGAAAGUGAUAUUAUUCAUAUGGUUACAAAUCAAAACAAAAUCUUCACUAUUGAAACUGGUAUUAAAUUAAAACAACAAAUUGUGUAUCAUCGAAAUUUCAAAUUUCAAUUAAAUUCAAAUAUUUUAAAUACAAUCAAUUAUUUUAUAAAAACAAAUAAAAAUAAAACAUUUCAAAUAAUCGAUCAAUUUACAAUCAUCAAUGAUAUUAAUAAUAAUAAUUAUAUAAUACAAUCUAUUUAUAAAUGUAAUAUAAGUAGUAUGUUAUCAGUAAGUAUGAAAUUGAUUCAUACUAAUAAAAAAACCGAAAAUUCUAUAAAUACAAAUCAAUUAAAUGAGAAAAUAUUAAAACAAAAUAAAAUGAUCCAUUUUUAUCCUAAUAAAAUAUUAUGUGAUACUUAUUUCUUAUGCAAAAAUUGUCAGUUAAUUAAUAAGCAUUAUUGCAAAUGGAAUGAUGACAAUCAUAGUUGUUUGUUAAAUGACCGCUCUGUACGUUCUUCGAUUAUUCGCUUUUCAAUGAUUUUCUUAGAUUAUAAUAAAUUUUGGGCAUUAUUGAGGGAAACACAUUCGAAAGCUGAUUUUAUUGAAUUUCAGAAUUAUGGCAAUUCUUCAUAUUCUCAACUUAAAUCAAUGGAUUCUAAUUUAUAUCGUUUUUGUAAUAAUGAUAAUUAUGAUGAUGAAGUUUACAUUAACCAACCGAAACGAUAUCAUCUACUCCGUAGUUUUUCAAAUGAAUCUAAUGCUAACAAUAUUAUAUCAAAAAGGCAAAUUACAGAGGUGAAAUUCCCCAACGAUGAAUUAGUGAUUAUUCAUGAACCAACACCGUCAAUGAUUAAUACAAAAACAAUAAAAUAUAAUAAACAUAUGAAUGCUAAUAAUCAAAGUCAUGGUAAUCAUAACGAAACUGAAUUUAAUUAUAAAUCAUUAUAUAAUCAUAUAUUCAAUGGUAUUCUUAUAUUAUCUAUUCUUAUUAUAUGUAUACCAUUAAGUAUAAUAUGUGGUUACUUAAUAGGUAACAAAAAUUACUUAAAACAAUAUACAGUAUAUAAUAAAGUGAAACGUCUGUUACAUCAUCAUCAACAUCAACCGAACUAUUAUCGUUCCUCUUCAGCUUCUUCAUUCUCUUCAUCUACUUUUCAUAAUCGAUAUAAUCCUUACAUUGAUCUGUCUAAUGAUCAACUUGAAAUGUUUCAUUCCAACUGUAAUGAACAUCACUAUCAUCAGAAUUAUUGUCAAUGUAGUCAGCAAUGUCUUCAAAAAACUAUAAGUGGUAGGAACGAAUAUGCUAAUGAUAAAAAUAAUAAAGGGGAUUUUGUAAAUUCACAGAACCAUAGUAAUAAUAUGAAUACUAUUGCUUCUAAUAAUAAUAAUAAUAAUAAUAAUAAUAAGACAGUGAGGAUUCUGCAAAAUUUAUUAGAAAAACGUAAUACAACAAUACAUGGCUGCUUUUAUUAUCAUUAUAAUGAUGAUGAUCAAUCAAACGAAACAUCAAAUGAAAUUAUGUCGAAUAAAUACAUUCUAAAACCAAAUCAGCAAUCAUCAACAAGAACAACAAAUAAUGUACACUUAUAUUAUACUACUGAUAAGCAUACAAAUAGCAUUGAUAAUUAUAUAAAAUCUAGGCAUAUAAAAGUAAAUCCAUUAAUUGCCGUUAGUGUGAUAAGUGAGAAUUUACCACAUAAAAACACAUUUACACGUAAUUCAACUAAAAUCUCAUCAUUAGCAUCAGCGUCAUGUUUUUCAUCAUUACAAACAUCGAAUACAACAACAUCAGUAACAGUAACAACGAACAUGUUUGCUUCUACAACAACAACUACUACUACUAUUACUACUCAAUUCACUUCAGCUUCUUGUUGUACACCAACACAAUCAUCUAGAUUAUUUCAGCAAAGAUUUCAAUCAUCUGUCGGAUUCAAAAGUCCUAAUAAUUAUUUAGUGACAAAUAAUAAUAAUUCUAAUCAGCAUUAUUACACUUAUGUAACAAUGAAAUCAUCUGGAACGGCUAUGGAACACAAUAAUGAUAGCAGUCGUUUGAAAUCUGAGAAUAGAUUAAGAACUAAUAAUGAUGGUGAAAUGUUUUAA
Messenger RNA from Schistosoma haematobium, 3816 nucleotides. RefSeq lists its product as uncharacterized. The record is from RefSeq and is a predicted model, not a curated record. NCBI's taxonomy places the organism in Eukaryota, Metazoa, Platyhelminthes, Trematoda, Strigeidida, Schistosomatidae. The transcript has 12 exons. The coding region runs from base 1 to 3816 and encodes 1271 amino acids. Gene Ontology annotation, molecular function: protein binding.